Molecule: messenger RNA, 324 nt
Organism: Rodentolepis nana
Lineage: Eukaryota; Metazoa; Platyhelminthes; Cestoda; Cyclophyllidea; Hymenolepididae
Source: the annotation of a GenBank genome assembly
AUGUUGUUGAGGCGCAUUCAUCGAGUGCAUGAGCUAGUUUCGUCUAUUGUUCUUUGGAGAUCCAUUGGAAGUACAACUUCAAGACCAGUUUUGCCAGGUGGCUCGACUCUGCAUCGAAUAAAUGAAUACUUUACGCCUCUAGUAGAAUCGGAUCCAGAGUUUAAUAAGGUAGCAUUGGGAGCGAGUGUUUUAGCCAGGGGUCUGAUGAAGUUGGACUCUGAGAAGAUACUUGAUGCUAUCUGCUGGUUCAAUGCCGAUAUUUGCCCGGAUAAUCGUCCGAGUGCCUUUAGUUUUUUCCGUCGUGUUCGAGUCGACUCUGUAUAG